AGUAGGAACACUUAUAACUGAGGGAUGUCCGAGGAGCUUGGCGUUUUUCUCUGAAGGGGAAAGAGCGUGACCUCCUGCAGCGGUGCUGCCGUGGGCCGGGGCAGUGCGUGCGGUGCCAUGGAAGGAUCUUCCAAAGGUCUCGCCGGCGCUCGCGGCGCCGAGGCCGAAGCAGCCCGGGCGCGGUGCGGGGCUGUGCCACCCCAUACGCGCUCACCUGUCCCCGCUGAGCUGAUGGGCUCCAGUCGCGGGCUCCCACAGCAGCUCCCGGCUUCCCGCACCAGAGCGGCGGCGAGGCCAGGGUCCGCAGCCGAGGGCACCGCCAGCCCUCACCCGCCUGCCCCGGGCCGGGGCGCCUUUUCCCGUGGCCGUCCCGCCCAGGGGAGGGGGCAGCGGCCGCCUCCGGCCACACCUGUGGCGCUGCGGUGGAGGAAGCGCCCGAGGUCGGCGCAGACGGGUUGGCGCCUUGAAGGCACCAUGACGGUGGGUGCGCGGCUGGGCGCCAAGGUGAGGGGCAGGUUCUCCCGCCGCGGGCCCGGCGACGACCAGGUCUCCAUCCUGCCCGGCGAGGAGGAGGAGGCGGCGGGGGCCGGGGGCAGCGCGGGGGCCCCGCGGCCGGCGGCGCUGCAGGAGGAGGAGGAGGAGGAGGGCGCCGGCUGCAGGAAGGUGCGCUUCGCCGUCCUGCCCGGCUCCUACGAACCGCUGCGCCCGCCGCGGGCUCCCGGCAAGCGGCCCUACGGGAAGCGCCUGAAGAAGUAUGGAAAGAAUGUCGGGAAGGUUCUGCAGAAGGGUUGUCACUACUUGGUGGUCGGCCUGCAAGGAUUAGCAGCAGCCUAUUCUGCUCCCUUUGGAGUGUCAGCACAUGUGGCAUCCUUCGUCCGCUAGCACAGCUCCCUGUGCCCCAUGGGAGAGGACAUGAGGCCAUUGCUGUUUUCUCAGGAUUAAAUUUGAGACCUGGAUCUGAAAAACCUCUUGGACCAAGCCCUGAGCCCCUGCACCAAACCCUUUCCAAAACUGAGUGCUCUUCUCUGAAAAAAAAUUCCAGUGCUUUGUAAAAUCAGAUCGGGUCAAAGAAGUGUAAGAAUGAGAAAAUCAUCUUUGAAUAAUUGAACUGAAGUUUGUUUUCGGGCAUGAGUUGGUUUUCCAGAGCUUCCUGCUGUGUGGAAGGAAGCCAAGGAUGGAUGGAAAAGCAAGUAGUUGAGGGAGAGAGAAAUGAAGGAAAACAGAGGAUGGGAGAGCAGCUGGGGAGAUGGAGAUGAGUUUGGGUAGUGAGAGGAAAUGUCAAAGAAGUGGAGGAAACAGAUGACAGAGGAUUAGGAAAGUCUUUGGUUUUCUGAGAUUCUGAGUUUGGUGUAUUUUUUUACCUGAGAGGGUUAAGUUUAUGAGUGUACUUAAAAAUAUACUUGGACAUAAAUGGAAUGUGGCCUGAGACAUGGAGAGCUUUGCUGCAUCACAGUUGUUCAUUUCAAACCCUGGACAUAAUGAGCCUUUAAAUAAUCAUGAGAAAGAUGUAAAAAUACAGAAACAAAAUGAGGUGUGUAUUUGUGAUUUUGGGGGAUUAAAGGCUCACUAUGAUUAACAUUUUAAACUUUUCCUCUGCUACUGUGAAAUCUGCAUAUAUUUUUUUACUAGGAACAGAGUUUAUGUAUGAUAUACCUGAUUCUGGAAGCUGGGCCAUUUUACGCCUAAUUCUGUGGUGUUCACCAGGGGAAAAACAAUUAAUUGCCAGCUGCAUCUGAGGAAAAAAAUAUACAUACAGUGUUUGGUAUAAGAAUGUACAAGUGUGAUGUAUGAGAACAGGGCCAAAUAACCUGCCAGCUCCAUCAUCAUUUCUGCACCUGGAAGCUGUAAACAGAGGAUGUCAAUAUCAGAUAGCUCAGUGCUGCAGAUGCAGCAGCUUCUAUGCCACACCUCCAGGGACAUAAAUUGUAUAUUGAUGACACAAGGACAAGGUGGUCGAUGGGCCUUAAAAAUUUUGUGGGGUUUGUUUGUUUCUGUCAGUCUUUUGUGGUAGUCAUAAAUUACUUCCCUGCUAGCACUUUCUCGGUAUUAUAUAUCUUUCUAGUUUUGAUGGUGUUUUUGUAAUUAAGGAGUUGACUUAACUGAAAAAAAAAAUGCUGUUCACUUGCUUUCUUUGCCUUUUCUGAACAAAGGAGUUUGUAUGUCUUGGCAAACCACACUGUAUUUCUUUUAAAUGCAGCAAAUGAAUCAGAUGUGGGGGUGGGGCAGGGUGUUAUGCUCUUUUCUAACUGGACUGUAAAUAAAAGCCACGAGAUCCA
This is a messenger RNA of Vidua chalybeata, 2276 nucleotides long. It is a transcript of the gene C3H1orf115, whose product is annotated as chromosome 3 C1orf115 homolog. Bases 118 to 882 code for a protein of 254 amino acids. The record is from RefSeq and is a predicted model, not a curated record. The transcript is spliced from 2 exons. NCBI's taxonomy places the organism in Eukaryota, Metazoa, Chordata, Aves, Passeriformes, Viduidae.